Molecule: messenger RNA, 204 nt
Organism: Linum trigynum
Lineage: Eukaryota; Viridiplantae; Streptophyta; Magnoliopsida; Malpighiales; Linaceae
Source: the annotation of a GenBank genome assembly
AUGGCGUCGGCGGUGAAGAGAACGGGUGGUGGCUCUCCGCUGUUGUUUGCACUGCCGCCGGGCUCCUCCGCCUCCGUUCGCUCCCUUGUUUCGCUUGACUGUAGAGAAGUUAGUCUUCUCGAUGGUCGGGAUUCAGAACCUGCAUCGAUUCGUAUCGCCCACGUGGACGGAGAAUUGGUGAAAAGCGACCCCGAUUCGAUUUGA